GUAAUCUUACCCAUUACUCCAUUUUGGAGUUGAACUUUUUUUAUUUAUAAAAUGAUCCUUUGAAUCUUUAAUGUUUCUAUUUUUUACUUAAAUAAUAUUUAAAAUGAUUCAAUAACAUGAAAUUGCAGAAGAUGAAAAUGAGCGUGAACUUGAUGCACCAAUUGAACUUGAAAGAGAAGCUCCACCUCCAGAUAUUGAAAUUGCAGAAGAUGAAAAUGUCCGAUUUCAAAAUUUUCUUGCUCGAUUUAGGAAUAUCAAAAAUAAAGAAGCUCAUUUUUCAUUACGAAAUGCAUUAGUUGAUCAUUUGUGGGAAAAAUAUUCUAAUGCUCAUUGUUGAACCUAUAUAUAUGUUGUCUUUUUUAAUGAUUUCUUGUACUUUUUAAUAAUAAAUAUUUAAUUCAAAUAAUUUAUAUUUUAAUUAUUAUCGUGAACAUAAAAUAAUUGGGGUUAAUUGGUAAAUUUUUAUAAGUAUAAGAUUUUAUUUGCAAUUUUUAAUAAAAUAAAAAUGAAAUUAUUUAAGAAAUAUUAUUUUUGGAGUAGAAAAUGGAGUAAUACAUUGAAGUAAAACCUUACUCUAUUUUGGUGUUGCACCAUUUUGGAGUAAAAAAUGGGGUAAUACAUUGGAGAUGCUCUUAGGAGUCCUAUGUUUCCUCGUCUUCUUCCCUUGACUGCUACAAAAAAACCACCAUCUCCUGCUUCGCCUUCCUCUUUCUCCCCAGCAUCGCACUUCCGAUCUCUAUUGGACUCAACAACCUCCUCUGGUUUAUGCGGGAGCAUCAUCGACUGCACCAAUUUCCGAAGGACAUUCCUCCGUGGAGUCUGGAUCAUCGUCGCACCAAUCCCGUCUGAGAGAGAUCAAAGUUAGGGUAGAGAAUCUAGGGUUUCUAGUGUUGAUUUGGGAAUCUUGGUAAAAACUAAUAAAAGAUAUAACGUUCCAAAGGUUCAAAAAGAUUAACUGUAAUAUCUGAUUUUGGGAGGGAAGAAGAUUUUGUUUUCCUUUUUUCCGCUAAUCUUAUGACCUUGUUUGGAUCAAUAAUAGUUCAGCUAUUUUUCCAGCUAUUUUAAUGUUUAACAUUGCGAUAAUCUCUUUAGCUUUAUACCUCUGCUCGUUCGUGAAAUAAAAGAGGCAAGUGGGUUUUAUUAACUGGACAUCUAUUCAGAUUCUUAAUUUACCAGAUUAUUCCUAAUUUCUUUAACCGAUUUCGGUGGAAAUGUUUACAUACAUUUAUUUGGAAUACAUCACUUUAUUAAAUUCCAAAAUAAAAUUAGCUAAGUGUGACAAACAAUAUUAAAAGGAAUUUCAUUUUUUUUUUUAAAUAAAACAAUCUUUCUUCAGUUUUGUUCUUUUUGUUUCAUAUAUCAGAAAAUUAAAUGAAUUUGUAGAGUGAAUGAUACUCUCUAAUUCACUAUCUUACUAACAAUUCAGUUUUUCAUCCUUUUUUAAUCUUUCUUUCAAAAAUCUAUUUUUUGUUCAUUAUAUCGUUUUAAAAGUAACCAGCAAUACACAAUUGAAAUGAUGUUUACGAAGUUUGAUAAUAUAAUUUAUCACGUAAGAAAAUAACUUUUUUUUAUCAUCGAUUUAUACAGAUUUAUAUCGACUCUGUGAACCAAAUCGGUAGAUAAUCUGUAGUUAACCAAAUUAUCACAUUAAUAAAAAGGAAGAUAACUUGUAGUUCUACUUCUAUGAUUCUAUCGACUACAAUUUAAUCUCUGUUGAUCGUAAUACCGGUAAAUCAUUCCGGUGGGGUCAAACCGAACGGAUAGAUACACAAAAGACUAAAGAGGGACAAAACCGUCAUACCGAAAAAUAUGUCACCUGCAACAUCACUAAGCUACCGUUGUCUUUUGUCUGCUGCUCAUUUCUCACUCCAGCUCUCAACUAUUUCAGAAAAGCUUAAACCUUUACUCUCUCUCUCACUUAAAGAGGAAGAAGAAAGCUUAAAAACAUGAAGAACCCAGAAAAACCCAUACUCCUGUUUCUAAUCCUAGCUUCCACCUUAGCAUCAACGGCCACUUCAAAAUCAACAAUAGAGCCCUGCUCCACAAGCUCCACGUGCAACUCCUUCCUCGGCUACACACUCUACACCGACCUCAAAGUCACAGAGCUCGCUUCCCUCUUCCAAGCCGACCCAGUCUCCAUCCUCCUCUCCAACUCCAUCUCCACCUCCUACCCCGACGUCGAGAACCACGUCCUCCCUUCCCACCUCUUCCUCAAGAUCCCCAUCACCUGCUCCUGCGUCGACGGCAUCCGAAAAUCCACCUCCACUCGUUACAAGACCCGCACCUCCGACACGCUCGACUCCAUCGCCGGCUCCGUUUACGGCGGUCUCGUCUCCCCCGAGCAGAUUCAGGUGGCCAAUCCGGAUAUCGAGUCUCUUGAUGUUGGGACGAGCCUUGUGAUUCCUUUGCCGUGCGCUUGCUUCAAUGGGACGGAUGAGUCUCUCCCGGCGGUUUAUCUGUCUUAUGUUGUGAGAGGUGUGGACACGAUGGGUGGGAUUGCGAGGAGGUUCUCGACUACUGUUGCGGAUUUGACGAAUGUGAAUGCCAUGGGAGCUCCUGAUAUUAACCCUGGUGAUAUCCUCGCUGUCCCAUUGCUAGCUUGUGGUUCAAACUUCCCCAAAUACGCUACGGAUUACGGACUGAUCAUUCCAAACGGAAGCUACGCUCUCACCGCAGACCACUGUGUACAAUGCAGCUGUGCACUCGGAAGCCGCAGUAUGUACUGUGAGCCUGCUUCUUUGGAAGUCUCUUGCUCUAGUAUGCAAUGUAGAAACAGCAAGUUCAUGCUAGGGAACAUCACUUCGCAGGAGACUAGUGCUGGUUGUAAACUCACCACUUGUACUUACAAUGGUUUCGCCAAUGGCACUAUCUUGACCACGCUAUCCAGGUCUCUACAACCUCGAUGUCCUGGACCUCCACAAUUGGCUCCCCUUAUAGCUCCACCUGAUACUGUUCCAAAGGAGCUGAUGUUUGCACCUUCACCCUCACCUACACCUUCACCCGCACCGGCGUCUGAUGGUGUUGUUAGUGAAGGACCCUCCACAGUUGCAGCUGCACCAAGAGGACCUACGGUUGCUUCAAGCAGUUCUAUUCCUGGCUAUCCAGCUAAUGGUCCAGCUGGGAGUAUCUCUAUAGCUUCUUGCCUGACUAGCUAUCACUCACUCGUUGUGUCUUUUAUCUCUUUUGCUUCUUACUCUUCUGUAAUCUUGGUUUAGUGGAAGGUGAUAUAUUACCAUUAGUCUUUGUUAAUUAUAUGAAUACUAGUGUGACUGAGUGUGUGAUUGAAUCAGCUUUGUAUUGAUGGAAAGCCAGUUGACGGUUUGAAAAGCGUCCGGUUAACUGUCUUGCAAGUAGAUAAUUUUAAUGCUUUGGUAUUUUUGUUUUUGAUUUAUGGGUUAUUUCAUUAGUCUUUUGGAUCCUAUGCUUUUUUUUUGUGUGUUUUUUUUUAUGUUAUUUUUUUUUGUCUGUGA
Molecule: messenger RNA, 3470 nt
Organism: Brassica rapa (field mustard)
Lineage: Eukaryota; Viridiplantae; Streptophyta; Magnoliopsida; Brassicales; Brassicaceae
Product: lysM domain-containing GPI-anchored protein 3
Source: RefSeq, a predicted model, not a curated record